This is a messenger RNA of Solenopsis invicta (red fire ant), 2247 nucleotides long. RefSeq names its product set1/Ash2 histone methyltransferase complex subunit ASH2 (gene ash2). Gene Ontology annotation, cellular component: Set1C/COMPASS complex. The record is from RefSeq and is a predicted model, not a curated record. Lineage: Eukaryota; Metazoa; Arthropoda; Insecta; Hymenoptera; Formicidae. The transcript is spliced from 11 exons. Gene Ontology annotation, molecular function: transcription cis-regulatory region binding; protein binding. Bases 118 to 1839 code for a protein of 573 amino acids.
UUAUCGACACAAAUUUUUCGCCAAACGAGCAAAAGAUUUGUGGACAAUUGUAGCAAAUUGUAGGAAAUUGCGAGGAUUGUACUAGUUACGUGCAAACGUGAAGUAAUUUAUAAAACAAUGGCAGAAGAAAAAAAUGACAGUCCAAGUAACAAAUCAGAGCAGACAGAAGCUGUCGAGGAAAAGAAGAUAAAGCCUGAUGACAAGAUCAAGUCAAAAUCUAAGCAGGAUGAAGCAGCGGAGAAAGCCAGUGUACAAAGUAACAAUAAUGAAAGCAGCAGUUGCUAUUGUGGCAAAGAAAGGAAUCUGAACAUUGUGGAGCUACUUUGCGCUAGCUGUUCUCGUUGGUUCCAUGAGUCCUGUAUUGGAUAUCAAUUGGGCAAACUAGUGCCAUUUAUGAUGAACUACAUAUUCGUGUGUAAGAACUGUUCACCGACAGGAUUAGAAAGCUUUAAGAAGAACCAAGCGCCAUUUCCUCAGAUGUGCGUAACUGCAAUUGCAAAUCUACUGCAGAUGUGCCAAAAAGAGAACGAACAGAAGACUCUUUUUCAUAAGGACAAGGAUAUCAUACCAUUCAUCGAUUGUCAUUGGGAGAGUAUGACUACGAUGCCUCGCAGAGCUACUCAAUCUUGGCAUGCUACGAUCCACAGAGCGUUACUUAAAGAUAUUGGGACGCUGUUUACGAUGGAUGAGAAUACGUCUGAGGGUCAGCUGUUUGGAUUGGCGAGCUCUGAACUCACGUCAAUUAAACCGAACUACGAAGCAAUGAUCAAGAACGGUCAUCUUCGUGCAACCGAAAUGGGCAUACAACACGUCGUGCCACUUAGCGGAGGAUUGCGAGGUCGUAACGCAAAGCGAAAGCUCCCAGGCGAAACCGCGGGUACAGGUUCCGGCAAAAAGGGCAGAGGAUCCGACAUGACUACCCCCAAGCUGCCAGCUCAUGGUUAUCCACUCGAGCAUCCCUUCAACAAGGACGGUUACAGAUAUAUCUUGGCAGAGCCGGAUCCUCAUGCACCUUUCCGACAGGAAUUCGACGAAAGUAGCGAUUGGGCUGGUAAACCUAUACCUGGAUGGCUCUAUCGCGCUCUUAGCCCAAGUACGGUCUUGCUUGCGUUACAUGAUCGUGCACCGCAACUUAAAGUGGCUGAAGACAGACUAGCAGUCACUGGAGAAAAAGGAUAUUGCAUGAUAAGAGCCACACACAAUGUAAGUAGAGGUGCUUGGUACUGGGAAGCCACAAUUGAAGAGAUGCCAGAAGGAUCCGCGACGAGAUUAGGAUGGGGACAGGAAUAUGCAAAUUUACAAGCUCCACUUGGCUACGACAAGUUUGGUUACUCAUGGAGAUCGAGAAAAGGAACACGGUUUCACGAAAGUCGCGGCAAGCAUUAUAGUGACGGUUAUGGCGAAGGUGAUACCUUGGGUUUCCUCAUACUUCUUCCGGACACACAUGAUGCGUCACACAUUCCGAAUACUUAUAAAGACAGACCUUUAGUAAAAUUCAAGAGCCAUUUGUACUACGAGGAAAAGGAUCAAGUGCAGGAAGCCUUGAAAGCUCUACGGCCUUUAGAGGGGAGCAAAAUUAUAUAUUACAAGAAUGGAGUCAACCAAGGUGAUGCUUUCAUAGAUAUCAAUAAGGGCGCUUAUUAUCCAGGGAUUUCACUAUACAAGAGCGCAAUGGUAUCCGUAAAUUUUGGGCCGAAUUUUAAAUAUCCUCCAACGGAUGUUACGUUUAGAGGCAUGUACGAGAAGGCAGAGGAGGCAAUAGCUGAGCAGUCAAUGGCGGAUAUACUUUAUCUUACUGAGAACGAGGGCAAAUUAAGACUGGACACAUUCGUAUUGUGACAUUAGUGCAUCUUUUUAUUUUUGUCAUUUUCGUUAUGCGUUAUGUAAUUACUACGAUUGCAAGGAUUGGCACAACAAUACUAGUGGCCUAAUUAAAGUAAAAAAAGAAAAUAAACCGUGAUUUUUUACUUGUAUUUAUUUGUGAAUAAGUAUAUGCUUACUGAAAGUUUUCUUAUUUUUAAUAUAUGUAGUAAUAAAAUUUAAUAUAUGAAGUAAAACGAUAAAAAGGAGAACAAUGAAUCUCACCAAUUCGUAACUUGUUUUUUAUGUCAAAUUUGUGUUAUGUGCUUUAUUAUAUUGUUGAACCAAAACCUUGCAAUUAAAGGAUUUAUCAACGGGUUGAGAUCAUUCAGAUGUCUUGAAAAAUGAAUGCUGAAAUUAGGAUUGAUAAAAUGAUAUUUCGAUCAG